Vespula vulgaris is the source of this 3109-nucleotide messenger RNA. Its product is annotated as probable glutamate receptor. The coding region runs from base 307 to 2313 and encodes 668 amino acids. Gene Ontology annotation, molecular function: glutamate-gated receptor activity. Gene Ontology annotation, cellular component: membrane. The record is from RefSeq and is a predicted model, not a curated record. NCBI's taxonomy places the organism in Eukaryota, Metazoa, Arthropoda, Insecta, Hymenoptera, Vespidae. The transcript has 7 exons.
AUUAAUCGAUCGACGACAGACCAAUACCGAAACGCAUAAAAUUAUUGUCUUUGCAAGAAUACGAUAAAAACACACACACAUAUAUAAAACAUACGUCACGCGUUCAUAGCAAUCUCCACGACGAUCGCAAUAUUCCAAAUGGCAAUAACUAUCUUAUUAGAAAGUUUAGAAAUUUAGUCAUUCGCUGUCUUCUUUCGUUGUCGCGUAAGAAUUUUCUCCAUAAAUUUUCUUAGAACAUAGUCCAUCGAUUCGUUCUAUUUGAGAAACAGUCCGAUUCGUUCAAUUUAAGUAAUAGGAAAGACAAAAAUGAGACUUUUUGUACGAUUAGCGAUACUCGUUUUUCUUUUUCUUCUUUUUCCUUCGAAAAUCAUAAGAUCUUACGAAUAUUUUCCUAUCGGUGACGAACACGUUCCAUUUAUCAUCGACAUAUGCAAAUUAUACGGAACGAAAUCAACAAUUUUCUUAUACUCCGAAUCAGCGAAAGGUGCUAUCAUAAUAUUUUUAAUUUUCACUUUUUCAUUUAAAUCAUUAUAUUUCUCUUUUUCUUUAGAAAUGGAAAUGAAAACGAUAAUUUUUAAAUGGACGCGUGCCCUUUCUCGUGAAGGAUUUACAUCCACGAACUUGUACUUUUCUCAAUUGCAUAAAUCAUUGUACUAUGUAGAUCGAAUCGUACGACCGCAUUAUAUCGCUCUGAUUUCAAAUUACAAUGCGAUUAAUGAGUUCUCUUUAGCAACCAGUACAUUUGACAUGUCUUAUGGUGUUUGGCUAGUGUUAUUCAUUUACAAGGGACACGGCUCCAAUUAUUGUCACAGUCCACCAAGUAAUAUAUUUCAUUUAAGAUUCAACUCGAAAAUGUUAGUCAGCUGCGGUAUGGAAAAUAUUUUACGAGAGUGGUAUUCGAUUGAUACGAAUCAAACCGAAAUCAACGAUUUAGCAACGUGGAGCUUAGAGAAAGGAAUAAUUAAAAUUGCGCCAAAUUCUCUUUACGAGAGAAGACGUAAUUUGCAAGGUUUGAUAAUGAGAGCUGUUACAGUCAAGGAUUCAUCGUUCAUAAACAUAAACGAAGAUGACGAAUUAGAUGGGAUAUUUGGUAGAAUAUUGACAGAACUUUGUUUGACUCUUAAUUUUAGUUUGAACAUUGUCUCGGAAGUAGAAGAAUAUGGAAGUUGGAAUGCAAAAGAAAAAACUUGGUCCGGAGCAGUGGGAGAAUUAUAUGCUGAACGUGCUGACAUUUCUAUUUCAGAUUUUUCUAUUACCAAUGCCAGAUUGAAUGCUGUUGACUUCACGCUUCCUCUUUUGCUUACAAAAAAAUGUCUUUACAUUCGCGAACCACAAAUAUUUGCGAUUAAAUGGUCAUCUUUUUUUUUAGCAUUCUCCCAUUCUAUUUGGAUUGCUAUAUUGGUGAUAUUAAUUGUUGGAUCGAUUUUACUGGUUCUUUUGAAAAUAAAGAAUAAAACGGAUCGUAAUAUAGGACAUUUGUUGUCUGACAAUUUUCUGGAAAUUUGGGGUAUAUUUUGUCAACAGGGACUGGCAGAUUUUCCUGAUAGAUCUUCGUUAAGAAUAGCAUAUUUUUCUAUGAUUCUUUUGGCUGUCGUAUUAUCGGCUGCCUAUUCUGCGGCUUUGAUAAGCUUUUUAACAUCUGGUACGACCGUAUUACCUUUUCGUUCGUUAAAGGGUUUCGUUGAAGACGGUACUUAUCAAUUAUCUGUUUUUCGUGGUUCUGCGGAUUAUGAUAUGUUUGCAUAUUCGCAACAUCCGUUUGAAAAGAAAUUGAUGAAGUUGAUGAUAGAAAAAAAAAAAUUGACAUCAAAUAUAGUGGAAGGAUUCAAAAAAGUUUGUGAUAAUGGGAAACUAGCAAUUUACACGUCUGAAGAAGUACAGAAAAUAACAAAUCUUAAAAUAACAUGUAACUUAGUUGCUAUCGAUACAGGACGCGUAGACAAUUUAGCCAUGAUUUUAUCUAAAAACAAUCCAUUCACAGACGUUAUCAAUUUUCACUUGCAGAAAUUUAUUGACAAUGGAAUGAUAAAUCGUUUAAAGGAUACGACAUUUAAGAAGAAAUUGAAUGAUGUGAUGAAGCAUAAACCGGUUCGCAUAAACAAUGUUAUGUCGCUUAUUUUCUUCAUCCAAACUGGUAUCAUUUUGAGUACAUUUAUUCUAAUCAUAGAAAAGUGUAUAUUUUCCUCUAAGAUGAAGAAGAUGUCAAUAGUAGAUCGUACCCCUUCAAUUAAAUCGUCAGAAGUUUAUGUAAAAGAGAAGAGAAGUAUAAAAAAUGUCGCAAAAGAUCACGGGAACCGGAAACGACAACGUUAAUGUUCGUUUUCAACGAAUUGUUCUUUUUGCUUGUAAUUUUCGAAUAUGACACAUAUUCUUAAUUGGUUAUAAGAAUUAUCUACGAUAAUCUCGCGUAUGCGCAUAUGAAGAAAGAUUAGAUUAGAUUUACAGCGUUUGUAGGUAGUAAAUCAUUUUGUCAAAUAAUUGCCUCGUUCAUAUUAACCGGUUGAUGUUAAAUUAUUUUAAUGAUUUCAACAUUUUAUUUUAAGGUAUUGCAUUUUGCUAUGUAUCGUAUGUAGAAUAAUAUAAAUGUGUAAGGUAUGUAUGUAGAUAUACAAAUGUAGAUAGAAAUAUAUCCACACGUUGAAGAAAAAACAAAUAAAAAAACAAAGAAAAAAAAAUGUAAAAGAAGAAAAAGAGGAGAAUGAUAAAAACGUUUAUUAAAUGAUCGAUAAAAAAUCAAUGCCAGCACUCAUAAAUUAAUUUUUUUUCAAUAUACGUCGCGUGCAUUCAGAUCAUCACGACAAUCAGUAUAAUCGAAGAGACCAUAAAUCUCUUAAAAGUUUAGAAAUUUAGUCUCGUGUGAUCUUCGUUCGCUGUCGCGUAAAAAUUUUCCCCAUGAACAUUUUAACAGCGUAGUCGUGAAUUUGUACUAUGUGAGGAAUGGUCCUUUUUAUAAAUUCAUUAAUCGAUAUAAGAAAAAAAAUGACGUUUUUCGUACGAUUAACGAUACUCGUUCUUCUUUUUCUUCUUCUUUUUCCGAAGAUCGCAAGAUCGAACGAAUUAAUUUCUGUCGGUGAGGAAUACGUUCCUUUGAUCAUCGAAGUUUGCAAGU